Schistosoma turkestanicum is the source of this 1065-nucleotide messenger RNA. Lineage: Eukaryota; Metazoa; Platyhelminthes; Trematoda; Strigeidida; Schistosomatidae. The record is from the annotation of a GenBank genome assembly.
AUGGAAACUCUAUUAACCUCUUCGCGAACGAAAAAGCAGCCCACUGUCCAGUCAUCUGAACAAUUCAUGAAUGCACCUUUCACUUGCUGUUCCAUCAGUACUGAUGGCAGUCUAAUUUGUUGUGGCACAGAAGUUUACAGAUUAAAAAAAAAGCGUCGUAAACAUAACAACUGCAGAAACAGUAGUGAAUGCGAUGAGGAAACAGCUCACAUAGUUUAUUGGGACACACGAAAUCUGUCAAACCCAUUGGGGAGUAUUAAAGAUUUGCAUUCGGAAGAUAUAGUUGACGUGAAAUUCGACCCUACUUCUGUCCCCGGUUAUCUACGUCUAAUGGAUUGCUCUGAAGAUGGCGUAGUAUGCUUAUAUGAUAUGAAAGCAGAGGCAGUGUCACAAGACGAUUCACUUUUAUAUAUGUUCAAUUCAGAAUCAGUGGCUAGUUCAUGUGACUGGUUAACAUUGUAUAAUGAUCGAUCUUCUAAUGCCAAUAUUGUUGGUGUCUAUUGUACAACUACAAUGCGAUCAAGUAUUAAAGCAUGGCCAAUACAUCCAUCAAUGUUACAUAAUAAUAAUAAUGAUAAUAAUAAUAACAAAGAAGAAAAAGAAAAAGAAUUCAAUUUAUCUGAAAAAGAUGAAAAAGAACUAAAUGAGAAAACACAAUUAUGGAAUUCUAAAUUUAAUACAAAUAAACAUGACAUUAGUGAUAAUAAUAAUAAUAAUAAUACUGAUAUUUUAAAUGGUAAAAAUUUUUUCAACAUGAUUCUUGUUCAUAAUGAUGAAUUUCUACUACUCGGUAACAGUAAUAAAAAUGAUGUAGAUAGUGAAGAUUAUCCAACUGUUUUCUAUUCAAAUCACCAAUCAAAUUGGACAAUGUCUUGUUUGCCAUCAUCUAUCACGAAGACUAAUUCUCAAUCAAUCAAUAAUAAGUUUAAUUUACAAUAUGCAGAUUUUUUAGGCAAACUAACCGAUAUUGAUAGUAAGAAUGAUACUUUAAAACAAUUAUGCUUUAUGGUUGGUUCACAGUCAACUGUUCUAUGCUCUUAUGAAAUACCAUCAUCAUCAACUUGA